Aspergillus pseudonomiae is the source of this 1235-nucleotide messenger RNA. RefSeq lists its product as uncharacterized. The transcript has a single exon. The record is from RefSeq and is a predicted model, not a curated record. Lineage: Eukaryota; Fungi; Ascomycota; Eurotiomycetes; Eurotiales; Aspergillaceae. The coding region runs from base 340 to 1098 and encodes 252 amino acids.
CGCAGGCGACGGACUUGAACACUCGGCGCUUCCCACCGUCGUCCAGCCGCCUGUUAGCGAUGGUGGCACAGUGGUCUUCGCACGUUCGGACAAUGGAUGUCUGGGGCGACGAGGACUUUCUCGAGCCCGGGUUCUUUGACGUCCUGGCCACGCUGGACCGUCUCCGUGCGUGCAGGCAUGUUCUCCCCGGCGGACACCUCCCUUUAUUGCCGACUGCCGGUCUCUGAUACUGAUUGAUCGUGACACAGCAUCAGCUAUCCGCCCAGCCUGGGCAGCUUCCAGACGCUUCUGCUGCGGCUGGCCGGCCUUCCGUCGCUGCGCAGCCUGAGCGUGGACUUCAUGUCUCCCCGAAUCUGGACGGUUCCGAUGACUUUUCAUCACCUGCGUCAGCUGCAUAUCUCCUGCAUCGAACACGAACCCGGGCUGUGCGUGCUUCCGGCGCUUCCCGUUCUGGAAACGCUGGCGUUGAACUUUUGUUGCUACUGCUUGGAAUGCCCUCGGCACGGGCAGGGCCCCUGUGCCCUGCUGCAGUUCCAGCGACUGCCGCAGCUCCGCUCUCUGUCGAUCGCGGGCGCGCAGCGGAAGAGCCUCAGCUGGUGCGGACGAGCCGUCCGGCUCCGGAAACUCGAGAUUGAGUUUUCCAGCGGCCUGGACCUACAUCAGAUCCUGGCCUCCCUGGGGUGGGAUCUGGAGGAGCUCCACCUGUUGGACUGCGAGUUCGUGGCGGAGGUGCCGCGGCCCGUCGUCGCGUUUCCUGCUCUGCGGCGGGUGCAGUUGCUGGAAUCCAUCUCGGGCCUGGCUGCGUUCGGCUCCGCCGAGGUCCCAUCGUCCGCCGAAUUCACUCUACGGAUUAGCCAUGAUGACCUAGACGGCCUGGCGGACUGGCCACUCGUCCGGAGGCUUCUAGAGCGGUGCUCGGUGCUGCUCAGCCUCCCUCGCUCGGGGAUUCAUCGAUGGCCGCCGGCCUCCACUUCGCGCCUGUCCCAGGCCAUGUCCCUGCCCCAGGUCCGCGUUGAAGGCCCGCCGUGGUCGGCUGACAUCGCCAAGGGAAGACAGGACAUUCCGUCCGGCAGGCGAGAAAUACAACACCAUAGAUAAACAUCGGCUCGGAUUACAGUACACACAGCAGUAAGCUGCUCUAAACGUAUUUUAAUCUACUGUAGACUUGUAAAAGGGUCUGACCACCCCAGCCAGUUCCGCAGGAUGAUCUUGCGUACAUUGACUCUGUAGGGCUG